Messenger RNA from Limanda limanda (common dab), 1464 nucleotides. RefSeq names its product prostaglandin I2 (prostacyclin) synthase (gene ptgis). The coding region runs from base 1 to 1464 and encodes 487 amino acids. The transcript is spliced from 10 exons. Gene Ontology annotation, molecular function: monooxygenase activity; prostaglandin-I synthase activity; oxidoreductase activity, acting on paired donors, with incorporation or reduction of molecular oxygen. The record is from RefSeq and is a predicted model, not a curated record. Gene Ontology annotation, biological process: prostaglandin biosynthetic process. NCBI's taxonomy places the organism in Eukaryota, Metazoa, Chordata, Actinopteri, Pleuronectiformes, Pleuronectidae.
AUGUUAUGGACAAUCUUCCUGCUGCUUAAUGGACUGCUUAUACUAAUUCUCCUUUACUCCACUCGCACAAGACAGAAAGAUGAGCCACCUCUGGACAAAGGCUUCAUACCAUGGCUGGGGCACGCACUCGAGUUUGGAAAAGAUGCUGCAAAGUUUUUGGCCCGGAUGAAAGAAAAGCACGGAGAUAUCUUCACAGUCUGUGUACUUGGUAAGUAUGUGACAGUGCUGCUGGACCCAAACUCUUUUGAUGAGGUGGUUAACGACACAGCGUUUCUGGACUUCACCUGCAGCAGAAGCCAGGUCCUGAAAAAGAUCUUCAGUCUUCAACUGCCAAGCAUCAAGCCUGCAACAGAGAGGGAAUGGAUGAAACUGCAUUUUCAAGGUCUCGGUCUGUCUGAGCUAAGCAGUUCCAUGAACAUUCACCUUCAACGUCAGCUGCUGAGUGACCAGAGCGCCUGUGGCCCCUCGGAGUGGAGACAGGACGGGCUCUUCAGCUUAUGUCACAGCCUGCUCUUCAGGGCUGGAUAUCUUACAUUGUUUGGGAGGAGAGACAAUGCCACCGCAGUCUAUGAAGAGUUCUGCAAGUUUGACCGUCUCCUCUCCAAAAUUGCUGUUGGCACACUCAGCCGAGGGGAAACUAAAACAGCCAACACGUCCCGGGAGCGACUGUGGGAUCUGCUGUCUCCGAGCUGCCUGAGCUCAGAGACGGGCUCCUGGCAGCAGAGCUACCAGAACUUCCUGCAGAUGCAAGGAGUGGAUGCAGAAAUGCAAAGAAGAGCCUUACUGUUGCAGCUGUGGACCACACAGUGUAAUGCUGGACCUGCUGCCUUCUGGCUCCUUGGCUUCCUGCUCACUCAUCCUACGGCCAUGGAGGCUGUGAAAUCAGAGGUCAGACGUAUUACUUCCCAGGAAUCGAACCCCCGGCGUCCUCCCAUCAACCCACUGGAAGCACACAGCACACCUGUGCUUGACAGCGUUCUGACAGAGACCCUCCGGCUCACCGCUGCGGUAAUGAUCAGAAGAGAGGUGAUUCAGGCUAAGAGGCUGCGCAUGGCCAACGGACAGGAGUACCUUCUCAGACAGGGGGACAAAGUGUGUCUGUUCCCCUUCCUCAGCCCUCAAAUGGACCCAGAGAUCCACCAAGACCCACAGAUGUUCAAGUACGAUCGCUUCUUAAAUGAAGAUAAUACGGUGAAGGAUACGUUCUACAAGGAGGGGAAAAGAUUGAAAUACUACACCUUGCCUUGGGGGGCGGGGAAAAACAUCUGCAGUGGGAAGGAGUUUGCUGUUAAGACCAUUAAACAAUUUGUGUUUUUGCUUUUGACCCGACUGGAUGUGGAGAUGUGUGACCCGGGGGAUUCACUGCCACCCGUAAAUCCCAGUCGCUACGGCUAUGGAAUGCUGCAGCCGGACGGAGAUCUGCAGGUUCGAUACCGACUGAAGGAGACGCUGUAUGAAUUAUGA